ACAUCCGCAAUGUAAUAAUUAAAAUUGGAUAACCAAAAGUUGCCACAUCAUCUUUUGGUUAUCCAUUUAAGAUAUUGUUAAGAUUAGCAAUGUAGAGGUCCACAAUGUAAUAAUCAAAAUUGGAUAACCAAAACUUGCCACAUCACCUUUUUAAACUAAAAAAAAAUUCUAAAAAGUAAAAUUUUUGACAAUAAUUUGGAUACUCGUUUUGAAAAAAAUAACAGUUUUUUUAAGAAAAUAGUUUAGUAAAAAAAAUUGAAAAUAGUUUUUUUCAAAAAGAAAACAGUUUUAAAAAAACAUUUUUUUUGAAAAACUGUCAGAAACCGUUUUUAAAAAAAGAAAAAACAGUUUUUGUGUAAAAACACUUUAAAAAAAAAGUUUUUUGUAAAUACUGUUUUUUUAAAAGUUUCUGAAAAAAAAAACAGUUUUUGAAAAUAAUUUUUUGGAAACAUUGUUGAGAGAGAGAGGGAGAGAGAGAGAGAGAGAGAGAAGGUUUUUAUGUAAUGAUGGGUGUACUUGAUUGAGAAAAUGUGGGGACCAUUAGAUUUGAUUAUUGGCAAAAAGGUUGCUAGUUUUGAUUAUUUAAAGGCCAAAAUUUGAUGAGUUGCUAAGAGGUUGCUAAGUUUGGUUAUUACAAUGUGAGCACUUUUUUGAACAAACAUUGCUAACUUUAGCAACUUUUUGGUUUUGAUUUAUUACAAUGUGGAUGCUCUUAGUCUUUUCUUGGGCUUUGUUCAAUGCAUCCUAUGAAAUUGAAAUCCCAAGAAGCCUCUUCUUUGGCUUCUCCAUGUAGUUAUCAUGUGUUUUUGAGCUUCAGGGGCGAGGACACUCGUAAGACUUUCACUGAUCACCUCUAUACAGCUUUGGACCAAGCUGGAUUCCUCACCUUCAGAGAUGAUGAUGGCAUAGAAAGAGGAGAAUAUAUCAAGUCUGAACUUGAGAAAGCAAUUCGAGAGUCCAGGAUAUCGAUAAUUGUCUUCUCAAAGAACUAUGCCUCGUCAACUUGGUGCCCUGAAGAGCUUGUGAUGAUCCUCAAACGCAAGACUCUUGGAGACGUAGUUCUACCUGUCUUCUAUGAUGUGGAUCCAUCUGAAGUGAGGAAGCAAAUCGGCAGUUUCAAAGAAGCAUUUACAAGGUAUGAAGAGAAGCUCAAAUCAGAAACAGUUGAAUUGGCGAAAGAGAAAUUGAAGGACAAGGUAGGAACGUGGAGGGCUGCACUUAAAGAAGUUGCUGCUGUGGCUGGGAUGAAUUUACAAAAUCAAGUUGAUGAGUAAUUUCCUCGUAACUCACUUCUUUAGCUAGCCAUAACUUGUGUCGCUUUUCAGCUCAUACUCAGCCCAUUAUUGUAGUAGCGGCAAUAACAUGCUCAUUUUUGUUAGUUAUUGCUUUGAAAUGUUUUAAUUCUUGGUUUGUGCUAUUCACUCAUGUAUUCUUUUUGUUUUUUAUGUCCCAUCUUCAUCCCAAUUUUCAGACACGAGGCAAGGCUUAUCAAGAAAAUUAUAAAAAUGGUUGGAGACAAGCUAAGUCGCACGGCCUUGAACAUUGCCCGCCACUUGGUUGGAAUGCAUUCACGAGUUAAAAACAUUCAGCUUUGGUUAGAAGAUGGGCCAAGUAAUGUUGGCAUAGUUGCAAUUUGUGGAAUGGGUGGAAUAGGAAAGACAACCAUUGCAACAUUUCUGUAUAAUUUGAACUUCUCAAGAUUUGAAGGUGGCAGUUUUAUUGCAGAUGUAAGAGAAAUUUCACAACAACAAGAUGGUUUACUUCGUUUACAAAGACAGUUUCUUGCAGACAUUUGUAAGACAAGGAAGGUAAAACUAAACAGUAUUGCUGAAGGAACUGCUAUGAUUAAAGAUGCCAUAUGUUGCAAAAAAGUUUUUGUAGUUCUUGAUGAUGUUGAUAAACUUGACCAAAUUGAAGCACUACUUGGAAUGCGAGGUUGGCUUUUUCCAGGAAGUAAAAUCAUCAUAA
Molecule: messenger RNA, 1968 nt
Organism: Rhododendron vialii
Lineage: Eukaryota; Viridiplantae; Streptophyta; Magnoliopsida; Ericales; Ericaceae
Product: disease resistance protein Roq1-like
Exons: 1
Coding region: 738-1274 (178 amino acids)
Biological process (GO): signal transduction
Source: RefSeq, a predicted model, not a curated record